This is a messenger RNA of Struthio camelus australis, 1592 nucleotides long. Lineage: Eukaryota; Metazoa; Chordata; Aves; Struthioniformes; Struthionidae. The record is from RefSeq and is a predicted model, not a curated record.
CCCGUCUCCAUCCACUGCGGCCACAACUUCUGCCGUGCCUGCAUCACCCUGUGCUGGGAGUGGUCCACCACCAACUUCUCCUGCCCCCAGUGCCGGGAGACGGCCCCGGAGAGAAAUUUCCGGCCCAACCGGGAGCUGGCGCGAGUGCUCGAAAUCGCUAAGCGCCUGAGCCUGCAGGCGGCCAGAGGAGAAGCGGCGGAGGAAGAAGGAUGCCAGAGGCACCGAGAGCCUCUGAAGAUCUUCUGCAAAGAAGACGAAGCCCUCAUCUGCGUGGUCUGCAGGGAGUCCCGGGCUCACCGCGCUCACACCAUGCUGCCGGUGCCGGAGGCUGUCCAGGAAUACAAGGGACAGAUCCAGGCCCAUCUGCAAGCCCUGAAGGAAGACAAAGACAAACUCCUGGCAUUUCGAGAGGCUGAAAUGAGGAGGAACUGGGACUAUUUGGAGAAGACCGAAGCCGAGCGGCAGAAAAUUUUGUCCGAAUUUGAACGGUUGCGUCUCUUCCUGGAGGACCAGGCACGUCAUCUGCUGGCCCAGCUGGGGCAACUGGAUAGAGAUGUUGAGAAAAUGCAGGAAGAAAACAUCACCAGCCUCACUAAGGACAUCUCCUGUCUGGACACCUUGAUCCAGGAGAUGGAGGAGAAAUGCCGGCAACCAGCGAGUGAAUUUUUACAGGACAUCAGAAGCACCCUGAGCAGGUACGAGAAGGAAAAUUUCCAGCAGCCCCCAUUGAUUCUUCCAGAGCUGGAAAAGAAAAUCAGUCACUUCAGGGACAAAAGUGUUGCUCUGAAGGAGACUCUGAGGAACUUCCAAGACAUCCUGAUGUUUGAGCUGCCUGAAAAGAUGAAGGUGACCCUGGAUCCAGCCACGGCUCACCCCCAGCUCGUCGUGUCCGAGGAUGGGAGGAGCGUGAGGUGGGAAGAUGCCCAGCAGGACCUGGCUGCUGAGGGAUUCGCCACCGACCCCUGCGUGCUGGGCUGCGAGGGAAUCGCCUCCGGGCGUCACUGCUGGGAAGUGGAGGUGGAACCAAAAGGUUCCUGGGCCGUAGGGGUGGCCAGGGAGUCUGUGAAGAGGAGGGACGAGACCGGCGAGAGCCCCGAAGUUGAGCUGUGGUCCAUGGGCCUCUGUGAGGGCCAGUUUUGGGCUCUCACCUCCCUUGAGCGCACAGCUCUGUCCUGGCGCCAGGUCCCCAGGAGGGUCCGGGUCUCCCUGCACUAUGAGAGGGGCCAAGUGUCAUUUUUUGAUGCUGAUAAGAGGGCCCUGAUCUUCACUUUCCCAGCAGCCUCAUUCAAAGGGGAGAAGAUUCACCCCUGGUUCCUGGUCUGGAGUGAGGGGUCCCAGAUCACCUUGUGCCCCUGAGGCAUGAGGAGAGAAAGCUCUGUUCUCCCCCAAACAUGGGUUUUCUUUGUCCCCAACAUGGCUAGUCCCAGCAGGUUUUGGAGGACUCCUGGCUGCCAAAUUCCUACUUGGCCGUUCAGGCCUCUCUUCCCGUUCUCUGCGAUCCCAAAGGGUUAAGCACCUUUGCGGGUCUAUAAUCACCAGUUUGGGGCAUCAGCGGGCGCCAAGCGGAGCCCUUUUUGCACCACAAGGCCUUG